AUGAGCCUCACGUUCAAUGCUGUCUGUAGCCUAUUGCAAGACAUUGAGGAUAUUUCCACGAAUGGACCGCGACCGCCUCCAAAGCAAGAACAAGAGGCCAUCCAUCAGGCUGUUUUGGACUGGUUCCAAAAUCAAAGAGCUGCCCUUGAUGAUCCAGAUACGGAUGGCGGGGCUGUGCUCUCCAUCUUACUUCCGCACAGAAGGAAAGACCGCGUGUACGGUUUGCAAGCGCCCUUGCUCGCGAAGAAACUCUCACGCCUACUCACCUUUAGUCAUGGACAGCGCACGCUGUUUGAAAGCUGGAAGACGGGUACCUGUGGCGACUUAGGCGCGUACGUCGAACGCGCCAUGAAGCCUUGGGAUGGUACCUUCUCAAGUAAACCAGACAUCACAAUCAAAAGAGUUGACUAUCUGUUGGUACAGCUGGCUGCCAGUUGUAGAUUCUCUGGCGAGGAAACCAGAAGAAACCGUGAUCCAGGGUUUGACGUCGACAAUGAACUCAAAAGCAUCAUCACAAGGCUUGAGUCUUGGGAAGCAAAAUGGCUAGUUCGCCUUCUACUUCGAGACUACUGCACUAUCGAAUUGGACGAAAGAGUUGUAACGCGGCACUAUCAUUUUCUGUUACCGGAGCUAUUGGCGUUUCAGAACGACUACGAGGCAGCCUUUGAUGUACUCAAAGGUGGACUUAGUUCUUAUCCGGCCGUGCCUGAGUCGUGGGAAAAGGAACCCAUGCGCAUUGAGGCAGCGAAAAGACUAAAGGCCAGGGUUGGCGUCAAGAUUGGGCGACCGACCUUCCUAAAAGCAUGGUCCUUCAGCAACUGCUUGAAGCUUGUCGGCGAUGGCGUCUGGGCUGCCGAAGUCAAAUACGACGGCGAGUACUGCGAGAUCCACGUUGAUUUGGAAAAUGAAAAUAGCAACUUGCGAAUCUUCUCCAAGAAUGGCAAAGAUGCAACUGCAGAUCGUGCUGCUCUGCACGACACAAUUCGCAACGCUCUUGGUAUAGGCCAGCCAAAUGCCUUGUUCAAAAAGAACUGUAUCGUUACUGGCGAAAUGGUGGUAUACAGCGACAAGGAGAAGAAGAUACUGCCAUUCUCGAAGAUUCGCAAGUACGUCACACGCUCGGGAUCCUUCAAAGUCACGUUAAACAGCUCUGCGGUGCAUCAACAGGAACAUCUCAUGAUUGUCUUCUUUGAUGUCUUGACUGUAGAUGAUGAGCCCGUUUUGCGUCACUGCCUCGAAGACCGCCGCAAAAUCCUUCACAAACUUAUCCAUGUCAUACCAGGUCGGUCCAUGCUAUCCGAGUGGGCCUUGUUGGAUUUUAAGACAGGGAAUGGCUUAACAGACCUUAAACAGACAUUCGCCCGCACCCUAGUCGAUCGCCAAGAAGGAUUGGUACUGAAACCGUUGCAAGCGCCCUAUUUGCCGUUGCUAUCUGAGCAAGGUCAGCGUCAAACAGGUUUCUUCAUCAAGGUCAAGAAGGAUUAUUUAGGUGACAUGGGCGGUGAGCGAGACUUGGGCGACUUCGCUGUGAUUGGAGCCAGUUUUGAUGCGCAGGCUGCAACGAAGACGAAUCUAAAGCCUCUACACUGGACACACUUUUACCUGGGAUGCUGCAUUAACAGGGAUGCGGUCCUACUAACAGGGGCCAAGCCAAGGUUCACUGUCGUCGCUAGUUUGAGCGUUGAAAAGUGUAUCCCAAGGUCUGACGCAAAGUACCUGAACAUCCAGGGUUAUAUCCGUCAGACCACUUUGCAUGAGAGUGGCGCCACUGCUGAAUUUGAUAUUGUAAAUUUCAGGGACUGCUACUACAGCCGGGGCAUGACUGUCGCCUUCAGGAAUCCCUUGAUUGUUGAGAUUCUCGGAGGGGGGUUUGACAAGUCGCCCCAUGCGUCAUUUGAGAUGCUACGUCAUCCGCGGGUUCAGAAGAUUCACCAUGAUAGGACGUGGGAAGAUGCAGUCACUAUGCAAGACCUGGAGCGCAUGGCUCAGGAGAGAUUUUCAGUGCCUGAUGCGGAUAAGCUUGACGGGCAUGCGAGAGAUGUCGCAUUGUUGGUCAAGAAGUAUGCCAGGGAGAGAGAUGAGUCUGAGAACACCGCUGUGAGAGAGUUUACGACGCAGAAGACGACACAGCAGACGCGUCCUUGUCCUUUACAAGAGACGCCGCAGAGCCCGUCCACAGAGGCUGAAUCCCCUGUUGUGUCUAAUGGUUCUGAGACCCAGAAGAUGCAAUCUGACGCUGACACUGAUGUUGAUACAGACUCGUCGAGUUCUGAGGGUUCUGUUGACAAAAGCAUUCAGGCCAAGGGUAUACGCGCUUCUCGCGAAUUAAGGUCAUGCAAAAGUAUUACAGAGAAGGUGACUGCCUUGGCCCCACCAGAAGCAGCCAGCCCAACUGUUAGCGGUUCCAGCAUUCCGACUGGUGUUGUGACAAGUAAGAGACGUAGUCUUGUUAAGCCUGUUAGCCCACCGAAGAUCAAACGAAGAAAGAGCCGCUGCCCACUGCAGGUUUCUGACGGGAAUCGACAAGUGGGUCGCCUGGACUUGGACGUGGACUCGAAUGAGAAGAGCGGUGGCGUACAAUGGAGACGUGAGGGUGGAAGAACAGAAUAG
This is a messenger RNA of Bipolaris maydis ATCC 48331, 2610 nucleotides long. RefSeq lists its product as uncharacterized. The record is from RefSeq and is a predicted model, not a curated record. Gene Ontology annotation, biological process: double-strand break repair via nonhomologous end joining; DNA recombination; nucleotide-excision repair, DNA gap filling. Gene Ontology annotation, cellular component: DNA ligase IV complex. Gene Ontology annotation, molecular function: DNA binding; DNA ligase (ATP) activity; ATP binding. NCBI's taxonomy places the organism in Eukaryota, Fungi, Ascomycota, Dothideomycetes, Pleosporales, Pleosporaceae.